CUAUGGAAAUACAAGUAGUACCACUGAAUACGUUAAUUUUCAGUUUAUUCGCAUAAAAUCUUUGUUUUCAUUGUCAGAUGUGAUCGUUAGUGCCGUUUCACAAAGGCAGAAGUAACAGCUUUUGUUAGAUCAAAAGCACUAGCCUGGCCCAAUUGAAACCAAAAGGUUCCAUUACUUUAGGUGUGUAAAUUAUAAAAAAAAUACUUUUCUGCUGUAUAAUGAAUAAUGACUGUUCAAAAUGUGUAAGUAUUAUACUCUGAAAGCUCUUCAGGAGCAGCACAUCCUUUAUCAUUCUUGUCACAGGAUAAACUGAGCCAUGAGAGAGGAUAAAGCAACGACUGUGAGUGCUGGGAAUGUUCAGCGUAAUUGCGAGGUAAUCUCAACCAUGCAGUGACAUGCAACAGCAAAAUAGAGGAUGACAUCAGAAGCUGAAAGGAUGACUUGUUUGUCUUUUCUCAAGUCCUGUGUUUUCUUCCAUUAGUCUUUGCCAGUUCCUGAAAUCAUCUUUGUUAAAGAGCUAAUGUAGACAGAACAGCCUAAGAAAGAUACAGCUCAGAAAGACAUAAGCAAGUGCAAGGGCACCAGUGGGACAAAGUGAUCUUUUCCUGCAAACCAGGACUCUGAAAGGGGGCUUUUCUUUAGGACUAGCUCUGUUCCCUUAGAGGAAGUGAACAGGAUGAUUGAUAAAACUCCUAGUCAAACACUAGCUAGAGUGAUGGAUGUUGCAGCUACUUGAAAAUGAGCCAUAAGGACAGUGUGAGUCCCCACAGCAGGUGUGGAAAUGUACUUUGGCAGUACUCUCACAGAGUUGUUGCCUGAAAAUCCAUUUGAAGGAAUUGAAACAAUGUUGUUUAUAGUGAUGCUCAGGUAUUAUGUUGAUAACCGCUAUUACACACACUGAAUACCACCAGGUAAAAAUCCAUUUUAAAGGCAAAGUAUUUUACAAUUUGCAGCUGUGAGUGAACUUGAAAAAGAUUGUCUCUUCAUUUAUUCUGAGAACAUUCUCUAUGUGACCUGUUUUAUGGUCAGUCUAGGGUUGAUAGGUCAUUAAGUGAUGGGGUUAGCUAAACUGAGUAGUUAUUCACAGUUUGUGCUCUGUGUGUACAUGGAAAUUGCACAUUGUGUUUUAAGAUGUGUAUGUUUGGCAGCUGAAGAAGAUGAUGAUGAGGUAGGUGACAAUUAAUAUUCAUCCUAUUAAGGAUCAAUCCUUUCCACAUUUCACAGGAUGGCUCAGACUUGCGGAUGUUUCAAAUUCUCUUCUCUUGCUGACUGACCUCUGUGCUGCUGCUUUCUUUCCCUCUUUCUGGAGGCCAUGUUUGUAUCUUUGACACCUCUAUUGUUCCCGUACCUGUUCUGUCCCACAUAACCUUUUGUCACCCUCUUCACACUCUCUUAAACCCAUUUCCAGACUCCAUUCCCUGGAGCAAUUUCCAUUCAGUGACACCACAUGGACCAUCAAAAGUCUUCUCAAAUCAUGGUUCAGGAUGUGCAGUGUGUAGGUCUGCCAGGCUUUGGAUGGCUCCAUCUGCCCCAGGACCUGUGUAACUUGAGGGAGAGGAUUCUAGCAGGUCUGUGGAAUUCAGUGUCCUUUGCUAGCCCUGAAAGCACUCGAGAUUUGGACUUUGAGAAAACAAUUUUAACUCUUAGUUUCAGUUUUCUCCCCAUUUAUUCCCUGUAGAGCUAAGGUACUCAGCUUAGUGAGAGAGAAUUUUAAUUAGGGCUUUUAGAAAACUUUCUCAAUUUGUGAUAGUUUUCUUGGAAGGCCCUAAAGUGGUGUGGAGUAAGACUUACAUGAAGACACUGGUUUGAAAUGCACACAGCCCUGCUGAAGGAGGUCUCCUGCUCUUGGAAGAAUUCUCUUGACAAGCAGGAGAAUGUUGAAAAUUGCCAUGACUAAAAUAGGACCAGACAGAGAUUAAUGCUGAACAUUCCUGAAAGUGCUUCUUAGGAGAGCUUGGUGAUUUUAAUGUGUCAGUCCUUAAAAAAAAACAAACACCUUUCACUGGUUUUCUCCUGUGGUUCUUUCCAGUGCAGAGGCAGCAUUUCCCAAAGGAGUGUUCAGCAGUGGCAAGUGGCAGUAGCAGCUGGCCCAAGAAACUUCUUUAGCACUUGCCAGGUGUGCCCAUGUGUGUGGGGAGGGCACAGAAGUGCCUGUGGGCAGGCUACAGGGCUGGUCCUCAGGGAAGGAGGUGCUGCAACAAAUUCAAGAUACUUAUUUCGGAUUUUUCACUGGCCCUCAUGAUGGGAGAAGCUGGCUGAACCUGUUCCCUGUUAGUUGUGGAGUGUAAAAAGAAGGGAGUGGAGGAGAGCUUCCAAAUAUUCCAGGAAUGGGAUAUCCGGGGAGCUAUCUAUAGAACUGGGAUUGUUCCUCUUGCUAAAGGUGCUUAGGGGUGACUUAAUUGCAGCCUUCCAGCCCCUGAAGGAAGCUUAAAGGGAACACUUCAAGAGCAUGUAUUGACAGGACAAAGGGGAAUGGCUUCAAACGAGAAGAGGAAGGUUUAGGUUAGAUAAUGGGAAGAAAUUAUUUACUGUGAGGGUGGUGAGGCACUGGGACAGGUUGUCCAGAGAAGCUGUGUGGAUGCCCCAUCCCUGGAAGUUCAAGGUCAGGUUGGACAGGGCUUUGAGCAACCUGGUGAAAAGUGUCUGCCCAAAGCAGGGCAGUUGGAAUCAGGUGAUCUUUAAGGUCCCUUUGAACCCCAGACAUUCUGUGGUUUCCUCAGGCUUCAUCCUCCUUUGAGAAGUCAUCUGUCUUUUCUGAACUCUUGCUUUCCUUUUCUGCCACUCACAGAAAUUUGUGGUUUUAUUCAAGAGCAGAGGCUUGUUCACACUUUGGCUCUGCAGGAAAAUCAAAACAGGUUCACUGGAUUACAUGAAUGUCUUGUAUGGAUCCUUUUUGAAAAUUAAAAUGGCCCUAACCCGUUUUGGAAGUAAAUUAAAUCGAAGCUGCUACACGAACUCUUAAGGAAGAGUGGCUGGCUCUAGAUAUGAUCCUCUUUAUAUUGAGACUAUCCAAAAUUCCUGCCUUUAAUUCAGGUGGAGCUUUGCCUGUGCAAGGUCACAGAAUUUCUUGGCAGCCCAGGGCUGGGAAGUUCGACUGGAUCCAGCUGCUAUUGAAAUGUCACUGUGUGGAAUCAGAGCCCCCUUUCCCCGUGGCCAGCGUUUCCCCAAGCAGCUGUGAAUUUGCUUAUUUAUUCACUUAUUUUGUCAGACUCCUGAGAACUGCAGAUCGAGCGCCAAUCUGCUCCCAGCCCCUGAUGAUUUCUGUUCCCCACGCUCGGCGCUGCGGGGUCUCGGCGCUCCGGGAGCCGGCGUGUCCCGGGCACGGCUGGUUCCGGCCCGAGCCGGGCAGACGCUGCCGCUGCCGGUGCUGCGGGGCGGGCGCGGUGCCCGGGCAGACGUGGCAGCGCCCGGGGCCGCCCCGGCGGGAGGCGGCGCCGCGGGAGCCGGCGGGAAGGAGGGAAGGAGGGAGGGCCCGGGAGCCGCCAGUAAGGCUGGAAUAAAACCAUGAAUCUUCUGCAACGGAGGAGCCAGCCCUGCAGGAAUUGGACCGAGCUGAGCUUCCACUCAGAGGAGCUUGGGCCGUGGUUGUGCUAGAGCUGUGCUUUGGGCAGGCGGAGGCGGCGCCGAGGAGACGAUGUUCAGCCGCAAUGGUGCCCGGAGUGAGGGAUAUGUCCAAGAGCUCUUCCAUGAGGAAGCACAGCAGGUAUCUCAAACACAGACCAAGCCCUGGUGGAAGAUCCAGCUGUUUGUAUGGGAGCCAGUGCUUUUUGGAACGUGGGAUGGGGUCUUCACCUCCUGCAUGAUCAACAUUUUUGGAGUGGUUCUUUUCCUGAGGACGGGAUGGCUUGUGGGAAACACUGGCAUUGUAAUGGGCAUGUUUCUGGUGUCCUUUGUCAUUCUGGUUGCCCUGGUGACAGUUUUGUCUGGAAUUGGGGUGUGUGAGAAGUGCAGCAUUGGAAGUGGAGGAGUCUACUCCAUGAUUUCUACUGUCCUUGGAGGUCAAGUAGGGGGCACCAUUGGCCUCCUUUACAUUUUUGGCCAGUGUGUUGCAGGUGCCAUGUACAUCACUGGCUUUGCAGAGUCCAUUGCAGGUGUCCUGAGCCUCAGCAACAUCUGGGCAGUGCGUGGCAUCUCCCUGGCUGUCCUGCUUGGCCUCCUGGGAAUCAAUUUGGCUGGGGUGAAGUGGAUCAUCAGGCUCCAGCUCCUGCUGCUCUUCCUGCUGGCCGUCUCAACACUGGACUUUGUCAUUGGGUCCUUUACACAUCUUGAUCCAGAGCACGGCUUCGUCGGCUACUCUGAAGAGCUGAUGUUCAACAACACACUGCCAGACUACAGCCAGGGGGAGUCCUUCUUCACUGUUUUUGGAGUGUUUUUCCCAGCUGCCACAGGUGUGAUGGCUGGGUUCAAUAUGAGUGGAGAUCUCCAGAAGCCUUCUUCCAACAUCCCUCUGGGGUCUCUGGCUGCUAUUGGCACCUCGUGGUUUCUGUACAUGGUCUUCGUUUUCUUGCUGGGAGCCAUUUGUACCCGUCAGUCACUCCGCUAUGACUUCAUGAUAGCAGAGAAGGUAUCCUUGGUGGGGUUUUUGUUUUUGCUAGGGCUGUACAUCUCAUCCCUGGCCUCCUGCAUGGGAGGGCUGUAUGGAGCACCCCGGAUCCUGCAGUGCAUCGCCCAGGAAAAUGUGAUCCCCAUGCUCGCCUUCCUUGGACGUGGGAAAGGCCCCAACAAGACUCCAGUGGCUGCAAUUUGCUUAACAAGUCUCAUCACCAUGGCUUUUGUAUUCAUUGGGCAAGUGAAUGUUCUUGCUCCCAUAGUCACCAUCAACUUCAUGCUGACAUAUAUUGCUGUGGACUAUUCCUAUUUCUCACUAUCCUUGAGCUACAACAUUCAGCAGAAACCUGAAGAGACCCAGAUGGGAACUGCUAGACCUGCUCACUCUUCCCAGCCUUUAAUUUUCAACAAGCCCCCUAGCCGUGCAGCAGAUGGAGUAAUACAAAGCAGAUCAAAUGGCACCUUGCUGGAAUUCAAAAAAGACAUGGACCAGCUUUUUAAACCAUUUUUUAGUGAGCCAAGUACUUGCAAAAGAGAAGGAGCUGAGAAAUUAACCCAAAAGGGCAAGCGAAAGAAGGCGAAGAGGCCAGCCAAGCAGACAUUACAAGACAGCUUUCUCCUGGAUCUCCAUCAUGAUGCUCCCCUGGCUCAGAACAGUUGGGAUGAGACCACGGAGCCCCACGUGAGGCAGCAGGACAUGGAUGAGCAGGGCAAUCAGUGGGAUGCAGGUCUGGGCUCAUCAUCCUCUAUGGAUGCCCAGCACAUACCCAGGAGGCUGGAGCAGAGGGAACAGCCCUGCAGUGAAGUGAUCAUGCUCCCUAGCCCAAGGGGAGAAGAAUCAUCUAUAAGGCAACAAAAUCCAGAACUGGGAAUUCAGCAAAUGCCAGAAACCUUCUACUCCAGAUUUUUCAGUCCCUGGAUUUCCUUUGCUGGUGCAAUCAUGUCCCUCAUCAUAAUGUUUGUCAUUCAGUGGAUCUACACCCUGGUCAGCCUGGGAGCAGCAGUUAUCCUGUAUUUCUACAUUGGCCAAGUCAGCCCAGGACUCCCUCUUGGAGCAGCAGCAAAUUUCAGUUUCUUUGGAUGGAUUAAGUCGGUUUUGAUCUCUUCAUGCAGGAGAAGGCCAACUCCCAAGGAGCAGAUUGUGGUGACACCAUCCUUUGCCACAGUUGGCAUGGAGACCAGGCAGCUCACGGAGGAGAACGCAGACUUCGCCUCACGGGACCGCUACCACCAGUCCUCGCUCAUCAGCAGAGAGGAAUUUGGGAGCCAGUUCCAGUGAAGGACACACAAACACAAAAAAAAAAAAAAAAUCAAUCCAUUACUUCAAAAAGCAUUUAGAAGUGCUAAUGGCUGCCACGGGUGCCUUUUGAAAUACUUGAAUGUACGCACAAAGGAUGUGAAUAGCUAUUUAUGUAUUUGAGGCUUGUUUGUUUAUGCAAACUACAGCAUUGCUGGGCUUCAAACCUUACCCAAACUGAGGGGAGAAAAUGGAAAUGAAAGAGCCAGUCCAGGGAAGUGAUGAGUUACUGAAGACAGUAUAACCCUUUUAAGGAAUUCAAUUAUAAGCCCUACUGAGCUCUAAAAAUGGUUGCUGCUCUAAAAGCUUACAACACCCCAUUUCAGAUGUCCUCUGGGUGACUGGGGACACUCUGCCUGGGAGCAGUGACGUUGACAGCAGGAGCUGGUGCCCCACUCCCAGCUGUGCCACGGAUGGAUGCGACCUUCCAGGUCAAUUCACUUCUCCUCUAGGCAUGAAUUUCCCUGCUUGUAAUACAGUAAUUUUCUACCUCAGCAUUUCAAUUACCAAGGUCUUAGAAAGUAUUUUAAGACAUUAGACAAUAGGCCAGAAUCAGUGGCAAGUACAAGAAGAUUAUGAAGUAUAUUCACAACUGAAAUCGCACAUUUAAAUGCAGGAUAAUGACCUCUUCUGUAAAACUGUGAAAUUAUGUCUUAGAAGCUGUUCGUAGUUAUUUCCCACAUCCUUUCUGAUGUGAGAGCUGAGACCUGAUGAAAUAGCUGGGCCCACUUAAAGCAUCUCCUGGCUGAAGGGACAGAUGGUUCAGAAUUGCUUUAGCAAAAUAAGUUUACCCCCAGCACCACACAUCAGUUCUGAUAUUAUGAGGAGGGGGAAAUCACUGCCUUUCACUUUGUUUCACCUCUGAUAAUUUCAGCCUUUAGAUUAUUUAUUUCUCCUUCUGUGCAAUAAAAUCCUGAGACACCA
Molecule: messenger RNA, 6769 nt
Organism: Motacilla alba alba
Lineage: Eukaryota; Metazoa; Chordata; Aves; Passeriformes; Motacillidae
Gene: SLC12A8
Product: solute carrier family 12 member 8
Exons: 14
Coding region: 3635-5827 (730 amino acids)
Biological process (GO): chloride ion homeostasis; potassium ion homeostasis; cell volume homeostasis
Cellular component (GO): membrane
Molecular function (GO): potassium:chloride symporter activity
Source: RefSeq, a predicted model, not a curated record